CUCGGCCGCGGGUGGGGAGCGAGGCGGGGCGGGGCCCGCGGGGCUCCCGGGCGCCUGGGGCGCGCGGCAGCUACUGCACCCCGGGCAAGCCGAGCGCGGGGCCAAGGGGCGUGGGGGACCGGGCCGCCCGCAGGGGCCGGGUAGCCGGGAGAGGCUGGCGGACGCGACCCGCGAACCCGGCGUGGGUGGUGACUCGCGAAGCUCCUGGGAGCGCCAGGUUCCCCGGGCCGGACUCCGAGCUGGCAAGAACGCAAAGCCGGGCGGUGUGGAACGCCGUGGGUUGGCUGCUGAACUUGGUCUCGCUGGGAGCGUCGAUCUCGGAGCCCCCUGUGGCUGUGGCACCACCUGCCCUGGAAAAUGUCGGAGGCUGAACCUGGCAAGAGGCCGACGGACCUGUUUUUCCUGUUUUCUGCAGAGGUCCCUGCAGCGGGUCCAGGCAGGUGCAUUCAUGAGUGAGGAAUCCAAGCCAGCGCUGAGCAUCCUACCAGCCAGAGCGCACAGGGCCCGGUCAGGGUGAUGGCGUUGGCGAACCCGGGCCCCUGGAACAGCACCCUCAAUGACACCUGGGAAGGCAACGAGCUGGGCUACAAGUGCCGUUUUGACGAGGACUUCAAGUACGUGCUGCUGCCCGUGUCGUACGGUGUGGUGUGUGUGCUGGGAUUGUGUCUGAAUGUGGUGGCGCUCUACAUCUUCCUGUGCCGUCUCAAGACCUGGAACGCGUCCACCACCUACAUGUUCCACCUGGCCGUGUCUGACGCGCUCUACGCAGCCUCCCUGCCGCUGCUCGUCUACUACUACGCUCGCGGCGACCACUGGCCCUUCAGCACGGUGCUCUGCAAGCUGGUGCGCUUCCUCUUCUACACCAACCUGUACUGCAGCAUCCUCUUCCUCACCUGCAUCAGCCUGCACCGCUGCCUGGGCGUGCUGCGGCCCCUGCUCUCCCUGCGCUGGGGCCGGGCGCACUACGCCCGCCGGGUGGCCGCUGCUGUAUGGCUGCUGGUGCUUGCCUGCCAGGCCCCUGUGCUAUACUUCGUCACCACCAGCACCCGCGGGGACCGCAUCACCUGCCAUGACACCUCGGCACCUGAGUUGUUUGGCUACUUCAUGGCCUACAGCUCCGUCAUGCUGGGCCUGCUCUUUGCCGUGCCCUUCGCCGUCAUCCUGGUAUGUUACGCUCUCAUGGCCCGGCGGCUGCUGCAGCCUGCUCACGGCACCAGGGGAGGCCUGCCACGGGCCAAGCGCAAGUCUGUACGCACCAUCGCUGUGGUGCUGGUGGUCUUUGUCAUCUGCUUCCUGCCCUUCCAUGUCACCCGCACCCUCUACUACUCCUUCCGUACCCUGGACCUCAGCUGCCACACACUCAAUGCCAUCAACAUGGCCUACAAGGUCACUCGGCCUCUAGCCAGUGCCAACAGCUGCCUCGAUCCCGUGCUCUACUUCCUGGCUGGGCAAAGGCUCGUCCGCUUUGCCCGAGAUGCCAAGCCCCCCACAGACCAGAGCCCAGACCCCCGGGCUCACCGCAGGCUGGGCCUGCGCCGGUCCAACCGGACAGACACCAAGAGGACAGAAGAAGUGUCGGCCAGCAGUGAAGACUCCAGGCAGACGGCAUCCACGCCUGCUGGGAGCGAGAGCAGCAGGGACAUCCGGCUGUAGGCCCUGGGCCCCUUGCUGUGCACAUUUACACAGGGGACCUGUGGGGCACCGGGAGCUUGGGCAGCUGGGAGGAGGGCCACUGGGGACUCACCAUGGUAAUCAGACCCUGGGGCCUGUCCUUUGGCAGGGUCAGUGAGUCAGAGAGGC
Molecule: messenger RNA, 1800 nt
Organism: Ochotona princeps (American pika)
Lineage: Eukaryota; Metazoa; Chordata; Mammalia; Lagomorpha; Ochotonidae
Gene: P2RY2
Product: purinergic receptor P2Y2
Exons: 3
Coding region: 517-1653 (378 amino acids)
Biological process (GO): phospholipase C-activating G protein-coupled receptor signaling pathway; blood vessel diameter maintenance; positive regulation of mucus secretion
Cellular component (GO): plasma membrane
Molecular function (GO): G protein-coupled purinergic nucleotide receptor activity; G protein-coupled UTP receptor activity; A1 adenosine receptor binding
Source: RefSeq, a predicted model, not a curated record